AUGGAUGACAGCGACGAUGAAACAUCCAGCAAUAGUGACGGUCUAGAUAAUGCUUCCAGUUACUCUAUUGAAGAUAAAGAAUAUGACAGACGUGGUUAUUCCGGACACCUUAAUCUCCGCCGACGGCUGUUUACAUCUACAAGUCAGACAGUUGAAGCGGAUGAGGGAUCAUCCCCUCUAGUUUCACGCGCCACAGCAACGAGUGCGCUAAAGAAAGUCGGAGCAAACUCAAAGUUUGAAAGUGUUCGAGCUAAAAAUGUAGUGUCUACUGAACCUUUCUGCCAUGUGAAAUUGGAUUCUAUCAUCCAACUGAAAGACAGUACUAAAAAACUGCUAUGUCUUUUAGACGACAUUCAAAUAAAAUCGAAACUCAAACAGCCACCUACGGAAAACAAUUGGAGGACAGCGGGAUUGAUUAAUCCCAUUCCAUCAAGCAUCGAUAUCAAUUCUGAUGUUUGUACAAUGGCCAUAAAGAGAUUGGAAACUCAAACACAGCUUUUGGAAUCGAUUGAUAUUGCAGAUGAAGAUGAUGAUUGUUCAGUAUAUAAAAAGUUAACAAGAAAAUGCAACUGUUUGACUCAACAUGAGUACAAUGAUUUCGUAAUACAUUUUAAUGAACAAACCAAGUUCUUUACCAACACAUCUGGCGAGAUUAUCAAGAACUUACGUAUAUUAAAGAAAUUCUUAUACAUGGGUGGAAACUAUACAAAGCAUGCAUUGAUGUUCCUAAAUGAGGGUUUGAAAGAUUCUUCUUACGCUGAGAAAGUAGAGAUCAUACAAGGAUGUGCGUACACUGAUAUAUGUAACAUUUUUGAAGAUAUCUCUUUAGUAAUUUCGUGUAUAGCAUGGCCUUAUAAAUAUGAUUCUUAUGGAGACACCGUGACUCAGGAAUUAGCAGCAGCCUUUUUAUUCAAAUUGGCUCAAGUGGAAGAGGGACGGCGGUACUUGAAAUUAACUUCCAAAAUUAACAAUGACAUAAAGAAAGUAUUUAGAUUAAAAGGAUCGAGAUUGGAUUUUAAUACUGUAGAGUCAUUGCAUGCCACUUUAGACGCACUGGACCCAAACAACAGUAAAGAAAAUGUUAACGCUGCAUACUACUGUAGACCUGAUGAUGAAGGUUUCGGAACACAAACCAUGAGUGCUUUACAACACUAUCGGCGAUACAUGACGAUGGACGAAAUUUUCACUCAUUUGGACUUCCUUAAAAAAUUGAGUAGCGAAUCCAAGGGGAAAAAAGAGUUAACCAAAUGGCUGCUAGUUUUAGUAAUGCUAUUUAAAGAUAUGCUUUUCGAAUAUAAUAACAGCGAAAUGAACAUUUUAGUUACUAACAUACUAAACAAUUUACUAACAAAAGAUAUGAUAGCAAUAAAACAGUCUGAUUUGCCGAAAGUGAUGAUGGUUGCAGAUAUAGCGACGGAGCCCAUACACAAGAGGGAUGUAUCUAAUCAAAUUCCAAUACCAAAGAAAAUCGAGAGAAAGACUAGAAGAUUAAAGAGCUGUCUGCGGAUGUCAACCAAAAAAAAUGGAAAAUCACAAGUAAUUAUAGUACCAAGAGAAAAAUGUACACAUUGA
Molecule: messenger RNA, 1572 nt
Organism: Arctia plantaginis
Lineage: Eukaryota; Metazoa; Arthropoda; Insecta; Lepidoptera; Erebidae
Source: the annotation of a GenBank genome assembly